GCCCACCUGGCUCCUUUCACCUUUCUUACACAGGUGACAUUCCCAGAACCUGGAGGCCAGGCUACAACACAGAGUCAAUCAAUAACCAGGGAGAUCUAUGAUAUAGCCCAGUAGGUGGGGCCUUGCUGUCACCUGCCAUAUGACCCUUCCAGUCCCAGGCUUCUGAAGAGACGUGGUAAGUGCAGUGCAGUUUUCAACUGACCUCUGGACGCAGAACUUCAGCCAUGAAGGUAACAGGCAUCUUUCUUCUCAGUGCCUUGGCCCUGUUGAGUCUAUCUGGUAACACUAGAGCUGACUCCCUGGGAAGAGAGGCCAAAUGUUACAAUGAACUUACUGGAUGCACCAAGAUAUACGACCCUGUCUGUGGGACUGAUGGAAAAACUUAUCCCAAUGAAUGUGUGCUAUGUUUUGAAAAUCAGAAGCGCCAGACUUCUAUCCUCAUUCGAAAAUCUGGGCCUUGCUGAGAACCAAGGUUUUGAAAUCCCAUCAGGUCACUGUGAGGCCUGGCUGGCCUGAUUGUUGAAUAAAUGCAUCUGAAUACUC
This is a messenger RNA of Rhinopithecus roxellana (golden snub-nosed monkey), 543 nucleotides long. It is a transcript of the gene SPINK1, whose product is annotated as serine peptidase inhibitor, Kazal type 1. Gene Ontology annotation, molecular function: protein binding; serine-type endopeptidase inhibitor activity. NCBI's taxonomy places the organism in Eukaryota, Metazoa, Chordata, Mammalia, Primates, Cercopithecidae. The coding region runs from base 225 to 464 and encodes 79 amino acids. The transcript has 4 exons. The record is from RefSeq and is a predicted model, not a curated record.